Rhodotorula toruloides NP11 is the source of this 1116-nucleotide messenger RNA. Its product is annotated as isocitrate dehydrogenase (NAD+). The transcript is spliced from 11 exons. Lineage: Eukaryota; Fungi; Basidiomycota; Microbotryomycetes; Sporidiobolales; Sporidiobolaceae. Gene Ontology annotation, molecular function: NAD binding; isocitrate dehydrogenase (NAD+) activity; magnesium ion binding. The coding region runs from base 1 to 1116 and encodes 371 amino acids. Gene Ontology annotation, cellular component: mitochondrion. The record is from RefSeq and is a predicted model, not a curated record. Gene Ontology annotation, biological process: isocitrate metabolic process; tricarboxylic acid cycle.
AUGUUCGCACGCACUUCCCUCCGCACCGCAACCCGCGCAUUCUCGACCUCGGCACCGAGGGCGUACGCCGCGCAGGGAGCCGCUCCCUCGGGUUACGUUCCUAACACCAACGCAGACGGCACCUACAACGUCACCCUCAUCCCCGGCGACGGAAUCGGUCCCGAGAUCUCGCGCUCCGUCAAAGAGAUCUACGACGCCGCCAAGGUCCCCAUCAAGUGGGAGGAAGUCUCGGUCACCCCCAUCCUCGUCGACGGCGUAUCGACCAUCCCCGCCGACGCCAUCGCCUCGAUCAAGAAGAACACCAUCGCUCUCAAGGGCCCCCUUGCUACUCCCAUCGGAAAGGGCCACGUCUCGCUCAACUUGACCCUCCGCCGCACCUUCAACCUCUACGCCAACGUCCGUCCGUGCCGCUCCAUCGAGGGGUACAAGACCGCGUACGACAACGUCGACACUGUCCUCAUCCGCGAAAACACCGAGGGCGAGUACUCGGGCAUCGAGCACGAGGUCGUCGAUGGCGUUGUCCAGUCUAUCAAGCUCAUCACCCACAACGCGAGUUCGCGUGUCGCGAGGUACGCGUUCGAGUAUGCCAGGGCCAACAAGAGGCCUCACGUCACGGCCGUCCACAAGGCGCCCAUCAUGAAGAUGUCGGACGGCAUGUUCCUCCGCGCAUGCCGCGAACUCGCCCCCGAGUACCCGGACAUCAAGUACGACGAAGACCUCCUCGACCGCGUCUGCCUCCGCAUCGUCCAGAACCCCGCGCCUUACUCCGACAGGGUCAUGGUUAUGCCUAACCUCUACGGAGACAUCCUCUCCGACAUGUGCGCGGGCUUGAUCGGCGGUCUCGGUCUCACCCCCUCUGGAAACAUCGGCAAGGACGCUUCGAUCUUUGAGGCUGUGCAUGGGUCGGCGCCUGACAUUGAGGGCAAGAACCUCGCAAACCCUACCGCCCUCCUCCUCUCCUCCCUCAUGAUGCUCCGGCACAUGCAGUUGACCGACAAGGCUGACUUGAUUGAAAAGGCGGUGCUCAGUACCAUCGCCGAAGGAACCCGCACGCGCGACCUCGGCGGCAAGGCCUCGACGCAGCAGUUCACGGACGAGAUCCUCAAGAAGCUUUAA